UGCUUCACGAUACAAACAGUUGUGAAUAACAAAAUGGUCUGCGAGAAAUGCCAGAAGAAGCUGGGGAAGGUGAUAACUCCUGAUCCCUGGAAGAGUGGAGCGCGGAACACGACUGAAGGCGGGGGUCGCAAAGUAGGGGAGAACAAAGCUUUGACAGCAAAGAAAAACAGGUUCAACCCCUAUUCUACAGGAUUUGACAAGUGCCGCAUCUGUAAAUCCUUCGUCCACCAGCCUGGCUCUCACUACUGUCAAGGCUGUGCCUAUAAGAAGGGAAUCUGCGCCAUGUGUGGCAAGAAGAUCAUAGACACAUCCAACUACCGACAGACUUCAGUUUGAGGAAGACUAUGGCGUCAGGACAACAAAUUUUGUUUGGGAAGACAUUUGAAAA
This is a messenger RNA of Haliotis rufescens (red abalone), 388 nucleotides long. RefSeq names its product cysteine-rich PDZ-binding protein-like. Gene Ontology annotation, molecular function: microtubule binding; PDZ domain binding. Gene Ontology annotation, biological process: cytoplasmic microtubule organization. NCBI's taxonomy places the organism in Eukaryota, Metazoa, Mollusca, Gastropoda, Lepetellida, Haliotidae. Gene Ontology annotation, cellular component: dendrite. The record is from RefSeq and is a predicted model, not a curated record. Bases 34 to 336 code for a protein of 100 amino acids. The transcript is spliced from 4 exons.